This is a messenger RNA of Aphidius gifuensis, 2533 nucleotides long. RefSeq names its product anaphase-promoting complex subunit 4 (gene APC4). Gene Ontology annotation, molecular function: protein binding. Bases 317 to 2500 code for a protein of 727 amino acids. Gene Ontology annotation, cellular component: anaphase-promoting complex; nuclear periphery. Gene Ontology annotation, biological process: protein K11-linked ubiquitination; positive regulation of mitotic metaphase/anaphase transition; anaphase-promoting complex-dependent catabolic process. The record is from RefSeq and is a predicted model, not a curated record. Lineage: Eukaryota; Metazoa; Arthropoda; Insecta; Hymenoptera; Braconidae. The transcript has 5 exons.
GUAUAUAUUAGAUUUUUCGUGUGUACCAUGUUGAUUCUAUUUUAAAACAUUUAGCAGAUUUAUUUUCACGCAUGCGUUCUAGUGAAACUUUAAAAUAGUUAUUUGCAAUUGGUUUAAUUAUUAGCCAGUAGUAAAGCUCAAAAAAAAAACAUGCACACAUACAUACCGGCUGUACCUAACUACCCUAACCUUACAACAUCAAAUGUCAACAACACCAUCAUAUAAACAUGUUAUUUUAUGUAGAUUGUAGACACUUUUUUAAGAAUUGUUGUUGACAUUAUCGAUAUUAUUUAAAGUUAUAUUUUAAUAAAUAAAAAUGUCUGGGACUAUUAAAAAACUGGAGGAACGUUCUUUAACUACAGAAUUGACGUUAAUGAAAUGGUCACCAAAGAUGGAUCUUCUGGCAGUUGCCAACAAAAAAGGUGAAGUUGGUCUUCACCGGAUAACCUGGCAGCGUGUCUGGCUUUUAUCACCUCAGGAUGAGGCUGGUGAAGUGUCUAGUAUGGCUUGGAGACCAGAUGGUAAAUUAUUAGCUGUUACCUAUGAAAAUUCACGUCAAUUGCAUCUUAUUGAUAUUGAAAAUAAAAGUAUUCUUCACAAAAAAGAUCUUAAUUUGGAUAAUAAAGUUACUUGUAUGUCUUGGCUUCCUCUGGAUACACGUCAAUCAUCUGAUCCUGAUAGUACGAAUUUAAGUACAAAAUUCAUGACAUCACCAACUGGUAAAUAUCUGCCACCUUUACCAAGUUUGAAUAGAGGAUUCAGUCAAGAACCUGAAAGAAAAGACUUUCUUUUUCAAAAUCUUGACAUGUUGCUACUUGGCUAUGAUAAUGGACAAGUUUCAAUAUUUGUAUUUGGAAUGUUUUACUGCGGAACAACAAAAAUUGGACAAGGUUCAAUAACUGAAAUAUCUGGUGGUUCUGGUAAACCAAUAUGGGUCAAUUGUCGUGAUCCAGAUGGUAUCAAAAUAAAUCGUAUGUCUUGUUCACUAUUAGAAACAAGUGGUGCAUUUUUAAAAGUUGCCCAAGUACAAGCAAAUAUUGAGUGUCUUAUGGAUUAUCUUUCUCAUACAUUAAUGGCAAUAUCUGAAGCAUGGGAAACAAUUCUUCUUGAAAUGGAUGAAAAACUUGCACGCUAUGAAGAACUUGAUUUUCCUGGUGCUCUUGCUGCUGAUUUUCUUGAUCUUUUAAUGAUUGGUAUUCCAACACCAAAACUCAAAAAUUUUUUACUCAGAGAUUUAACAGAAAAAGGACUUAAAAAAUUAGGACAUAGUAUUGAAAUAUGUUAUAGUAAUAUUCAAAAAUUAGUAUUAAAACAUUUAAGCAGCGUUGGAAUGGCACUUGUUUAUCAACUUGCUGAAAUGAGAGGUAUGGCUAGACUGGGUGGUCCAUAUGAAUCUUUAGGUUUAAAAAAUGAAACAACAAUUACAAAUGCACUUGAAGCAUCUGAAGCAUUUUUAGCAAAAUCAUCAGAAAUUCAACAAGUUAUCGAUCACAGUAUGAGAGACUACAAAGCAUUUUUUCGAUGGUUGUAUGUUGUAAUAGCAAAAUUGACAGACGAACGUGUUCCUUCAGAAGCAAGUCGAGUUAGUCAACAAGAGCUUACAUUUAUCGCUGAAUUUCUACGUGGUUUUGAUAAAUCAGAUUCAACUGGUACUCAUCGAAAAGGUGUAAAUCUAGAAAAACUUGGACAAUAUUUGCGUCGUGAGCCACUUCAAAUAGUUCUAACUGCUGAAGGUAGUGAGUGGGCAUCAUUGGUAGACGAAAACAAAUGUCUUCGUGAUCAUCCCUUAAUUGUCAAGCAAGAUUUAAACUCAUCAUUGCUCCAAUCUCACUCAAAACUUGUCGAUGCAAUUACAAGUAUUUUUUCAGAAGCUUAUAAAGGCCUUUUAAGUAAUUUUGAUGUUAAUUCAAGGUAUCUUACUUCGUUUAAAGCUUCGGUGUCUACUCAAGUUGUCAACAGUGCUGGUUCUUUACUUCUAGCUGCAACUGAUGAUGAGAGACGAGUACUAAAACUAUUCAGAAUUGAUGCUGAACAGUAUGAUGAUGACUGUAUGACCUUUAAAUCUGCUUCCAUUGCUAUGAAUAAUCGACAAAAUUCUUUUUCGAAAACAAUCAACGAUUAUAUUAUCAGCGACAUGCAGUUUUAUUCAUCAGAAUAUUUAAGUAUUCUAUUAUUGAAUGAAAAUAAUUCUACUUCAUCUAUAAUACAACUACCAAUUAAUGAAACUGAAAUGUUUGAAAAUGAAAAUGAUGAUUUGUUAAUUCUUGGUGAACUUCUUGAUGCAAGUUGGCCAAAACCAUUUGAAGGUAUUGUAGCAAAACGUCUUGCUGUUUCUGGACCAAGAAAAGUUGCUGCUGUAUUAAAUGAAAAUGGACGUACAAUACGUUUAUUGGAAACUGAAGUUGGACCUGAUGAUGAAGAAGAUGACGAUGAUAAUAAUGAAACCUGUGAUGACAGUCGUAUGGAUACUUCAAUGAACUCAACUAACGUAUCAAUAUAAUUAAAUAAAUUACAGAUAAAAAUAUAAUUAAUA